CUGGCAUUUAAAAAUUUCUUUCACUUUCGAUUACACUGGGAUGUGCAAGAUAACGUCUGGGUUAUUCUUGGUCCUUAUGUUAUCUUCCAAGGAAAAGCGUCACGUGAAGUUCUCUUCCUGGAAUACUAGAUCUAGAUCUAGCCUUGGUCACCCUAGCCUUUUCUACAUUUCAAGUAUUUGACCUAAUGUCCCAGACAGAGUCAACUUGAGAGCGAGGAUAUCAACAUCUCAAUUGUUCUCAGUCCUGGUGAGGGAGUGGCUCAAGGAGAGAAAUAGUUUUAUGUUCUGACAAAAUGGCAUCCAGGAAGUCCAAUAGCCAGUGGCCAAAUCAGGCGCAAAGCCCUCGGGGAUCUGCCGGGGCUCCGCGGGCUGGCCGGCAGCAGCAGCAGCAGAAGAAGGGUCCCGUCCGGAUCAACCCCAAGAACUACGAGGAUGCGUACGUGCCUCUGCCGGACGGAAAGGCUGACAUAUACGUGCGGGGCAUGGCGGACAGGAACCGCGCCCUCAACUCUGACGUGGUGGUGCUGUUACCCUACCAGUAUGACCAGUGGCGGAGAGCUGCGCCGGUUCUUCCGAGUCACCGAAGGUCAAGGCCGCUGAGCCGGGGUCAAAGGGCCAGCAGAGCCCCGCCCCGGGCAGCCAGUCGCAGAAGAAGAAGUUCACCUCGGUGUCGGACAUGAGACAGCAGGGCAGCCCGCUGGCCAGGGAUUUGUUUGGUGCCAGGACGGCCGUCGCUGCUGCCCCCGAUGCUGGAAAGCCUGGCCAGGAGCUGAAAGGAAAUAACUUUGUACAGCCCACGGGGAAGGUGGUGUACAUCUACGAGAGGAAACACUCGCGGGCGGCCAGCGGGCACGUCAGACUGAUGCCCGGGAACAGGAACCUGGCGCUGUUUGCCCCGACAGACAGUCGCGUCCCUCGCAUCGUCAUAUCCAUGGCCGACUGUCCCAAAG
Messenger RNA from Aplysia californica (California sea hare), 950 nucleotides. RefSeq names its product DIS3-like exonuclease 2. Gene Ontology annotation, biological process: miRNA catabolic process; mRNA catabolic process. Gene Ontology annotation, molecular function: 3'-5'-RNA exonuclease activity; RNA binding. Gene Ontology annotation, cellular component: P-body; exosome (RNase complex). The record is from RefSeq and is a predicted model, not a curated record. NCBI's taxonomy places the organism in Eukaryota, Metazoa, Mollusca, Gastropoda, Aplysiida, Aplysiidae.